Molecule: messenger RNA, 953 nt
Organism: Ochlerotatus camptorhynchus
Lineage: Eukaryota; Metazoa; Arthropoda; Insecta; Diptera; Culicidae
Exons: 2
Coding region: 69-953 (294 amino acids)
Source: RefSeq, a predicted model, not a curated record
UCCCAUUCCAACCAUCAGUUUGUGCUUAUCCGUUUGUACUCGUACCACGCAGUAUCCUACGGCUCAAGAUGAAAUUCUUCCUGGCUUUCGUUGGCACCGUGUGCCUAAUGGGUGGAAUCCACGCUCAGAUUGGCAACGUCGCCACCACAGUGGCAAGCGCCAUCAGCACCUCGAACGCGAACCUCGCUUCCACGAUACAAAGCGUGAACAGUACGAUCGUCGCUGCCGACCAGAUCAUUUUGAGCUCAUAUGCCUCCUUCGGUAAUAGCAUGAUUAAUCUCUUCAAUUCCUACUACACUAAGUAUCAGACUUACACCAGCAUCGAUCUGAGCCCGAUCACCAGCGCAAUCAGCAACAUGCAAAGUAUGAUGACCAGUCAACCCCAGCUGAUGGCAGGUGACAGCUACAAUGUCCAGCAAAUAUUCACCGAGGUCCAAACGAGCGCUCAGCAGAUCCAAGAUGCGCUCAACGGUGCUGUUACGACUAUGACUAACGCUUGUGGAUCCAAUUGCGCCAGCACCAAAGCCGUUAAAUGUGCCAAUAAGUUCGGUGGCCAACUGAACAGUACUACGAUCACUAUUGAUCGUGUCACUGCUUGUAUUGCCGAUGAAGCAACGCGUUACACUCAAAUCGGUGCCGACACCGCUUCGCAGUACACGACCUCUCUAACCUUGGCUACGAACUACCUGCUGAUGGAUAGUAUGUGCGAUAUUCCAGACGCAACUACCUUGAACAAUCCAUCCACGACCAUGGGACCUCUGUCAACUCAAUGUUUCUCAAACUAUCUCCAGCGGUUCACCAACGUUCCGAUAUAUUCUUACACUACCGACAUACCUCGCAUGACCCAGACACAACUGAUCUCCUUCCGUGCCAAGCGAUGCGCCAAACUGGUUGCACUGGACAUUACGGAUCGCAUCAACCAAAUAUCGGCCAAAUACGCCGCGUGUCUGUAG